UCGAGUUGCACCUAUUUGGUCAGCGGCUGUGCUUCAGCUGUGCUCCCCGUCCCCGUUGAUCUGGCCUCCAAAUCUUGAAUGCGCCUUAUUUAUUCCUAGCUGCGAUGUCCAACCAAUCCCACCGCAUACCUAUCCACGCCGCGCCAUGGAGCGACGACGAAAAACCCUCCUUGAACGACAUCACCGCCCGCAUGCGAAAGUCGGUAUCCAGGGUGUACCGAUACUGGUCACCGCGCGCAAACCCCCUAACAUCCUCGUCGACGCCCUCGCAAGCAUCAAACUUGAAGUUCAUACUUCUGUGUAUGCUGUGGUACACCUCCUCUGCCCUCUCGUCCAACACAGGCAAGGCGAUCCUGAACCAGUUCCGCUACCCCGUCACCUUGACGUUCGUCCAAUUCGGUUUCGUGGCGGGUUAUUGUCUCCUGUUCAUGUCGCCUGCUGUCCGCUUCUCGCGGUUAAGGACGCCGACGAGGGCCAUAUUGAAGACGACGUUGCCGAUGGGGCUGUUUCAAGUUGGGGGCCACAUUUUCUCGAGUCUGGCUAUCUCCCGGAUACCGGUCAGCACGGUGCACACGAUUAAGGCGUUAUCCCCCCUGUUCACUGUUGCCGCCUACGCCAUUCUGUUUGGCGUGAGUUAUUCGACCAAAACCUACAUCUCUCUGCUCCCACUCACUCUGGGUGUGAUGCUUGCGUGCUCAUUCGCCACCAAUGCAUCCAACUUUGUCGGUCUCCUAUGCGCAUUCGGCUCCGCGCUUGUUUUUGUCAGCUCCAAUAUCUUCUUCAAGAAGAUCAUGCCGUCGAACUCGGCUCAGUCGAGUGGGCACAAACUUGACAAGCUAAAUCUGCUGUUUUACUCUUCCGGGAUGGCAUUCCUCCUCAUGAUACCCAUCUGGAUGUACUACGACCUGCCGCGUCUCCUGUCUUCUGUGCCUUCGGCUGCUGCAUCCUCAGCCAAGCCGGCAGCCCACGGCGUGUGGUACUAUUUCUUCAUGAACGGAACAGUGCAUUUUGCGCAAAACAUCAUUGCCUUUGUCAUCCUGGCGUCGACCUCUCCGGUGACCUAUUCCAUCGCCUCGCUCAUCAAGCGAGUGUGGGUGAUCUGCAUCGCCAUCGUGUGGUUCAGCCAGACGAUCCAUCCGGUGCAGGGCUUUGGGAUCGUGCUCACAUUUACCGGAUUGUACAUGUACAACAACGCCAAGGGCGAUGUUGAACGUGGAGAGAAACAGAUGCGGCGGGUCGAAGCUGCCCGGGACCUUGCGCUGCCAACGACGAAAGAGGAGGCCGCUGUCUUUUCUGGCAGGAGCGAGUCGAGUGCAGAGACGACUGGAACGGAUGGCAUCACAGCCCUGCACGGCCGGCCGCGUGCCCCGUCAGUGGCGCUGAACUCGGCUAAGCCACCUCUGCUCCCGCAUCCUUAUCUUCACUCCCAGCAGCCACACGUACACAAUCACCACCAUCAUCACAAUGCUCCGCCGCUGACGAUUCGGGUGACACCGCCGAUGCCUCUCUCGCCGACCGACUCGUACCCGUCACCACCGCUUUCCGUAGACUCCCCUCGAUCUCCGCCCCUCCACGCUUCUUCAAGACACAUUCUUGCGGAACCCCGUCGUAUCCCGGCGGCAGCGUGAGCCGGCGGAGGUCUGGACUGGUCUCUACCAUAUACACAUAUCUAUUAUACUUAGACCACAUCUUUCAAUCUGGAUCUGGGACGUGCAUAUAUCGAUAAUUGAACAACUCUGCGAGUCUCGUACAAUGUUCGUCUCGUAUCUUACAGUCGUAUCUAGUCUAUCACGGAUCGCAAGAACGAAUAGUAGGCUGGUGAUUACUCGGCAUGGCCGUUGCCAACGACCGGGUCGGCGGGUUCUGCCGGGCUAUGUCGCUGGACGAUGCGCAGCACGUUAUCGAGGACGGGACGCACGCGGCCCUGCACCUCUGCGCCGACACGGGUAAGCUUGUCUUGGACCGUGAGGUCAGGAGUGGUCACGAUGGAGCUCAGAGUGUGGAUCGCAUCGGUCAGUUCGUGGGAGGCGGUAGCGGUCGAGCUCUGCACCGAGGCACUGGUCGAAGCAAGCGAUCCCUGGAGGCGCUGCAGCUGGACUAGGAGAGAAUCAGAGAGCGCGUGGAUGCGGGUGCUGGUGGAGGCAGCGAGCGCAGCGAUGGCGUCGGUCGUUUGCAUGGCGCGUUGGCUGCACGUGCUGUCAGUCAAGCAUAGAAAGCCAAUGGCGGUGAUUCUGCACGCACGCAAGAACGGUGUGUUGGGAGUAGUCGUAGAGCUGGCCGGUGACUUGUUUCGAAAGCGCGUAGACGCGUUCAGCUUGGUAAUGGUAUUGCGCAUCGGCAGGCGUCGCCGGGGUGUGCAGACGGUUCACCGCGGUCGAUUCGAGAUAGUCGACGAUGGGUGUGAAGCGCUGAAAUCAAUCAAUACGGACCUCUAAUCGAUGGAAAGCACAGACCACAAACCUGGUCAAUCUCAGAGACCGCCGUCAAAGCAGGCGAAGUGACACGCGCUUCGAUUGUCUUGUUCGCACUCUGCUGCUGCCGGUCCACAAAAUCGACCACGCUCUGUCUGCGCGAGCGCACAUACUCGGCGACUUCCUCGGGCUGCGCUUCGAACGGAUAGGGGUAUUUGCUCUGCACGACGUCCACAGCCUUGUUCGCGAACCCGUCCACCGAUUGGAUCAGGGGCGCGAAGCGGACUUGGAUGGGGGCGCUGUAGUUGUAUGCGGGAAUAGCCCACGAUGGGGAUCGAGGCGAAGCGGUUGAGGAUGGUGACCUCUGGGGGCGCAGGGGUGUCAGAGGAGGGCAUAGGGACCGUGGAAGCCAUGUUUGGAGGAGCAAGAAAAAGGCGGUGUGAAUGAGCCUUCCAAUGUCUCGAGCGGCCUCACCUUAUCCCUGGGCAGUUUUAUACGGCAUUUUCACGGGCCUAGUUCUCCUCGAGAUGUCUCGUUCGAAGUGAGCCCUCGCAGGUGUUUCUUCUCUACUUGCACCAGUAUUGAUAAGAUAUGCGAAAUCUCACGUCUUCAAUUGACAGGUGCUCCGCUAUCUCGACUCUGGAGAUUGUGAAUACCCUCGCUGGAGCUGACGAGGACGUGAAUGCGCUUCAUAGCUAGCAUCUGCGACUGCCUCAAAAUGCAUUACCUCCGACUCCUUGUGAAAUAUGCGUGCAGCACUCGCGCAGCCUGUGAUUUUUUCAAGCGACGCAGCUAGCUUGUGAUUUUUGAGCGGCGAUCAAAGUGAUGGAAGCAUAUCAGAUAAUCUAAUCUCGCUCUGCAUCAAGAAACCUUGAAGCUUGAAGUUUAUCAUUGCUUGCUCUCUUUCCGCUGACUAAACAGUACACUAGUAUUUUAGGAUCGAAGCCGGAUGGGCAACAUUGGUUAAUAAUAUGGAAGGCAUCAGAACUACGCCUCACGACCGCCUGUGUCAGGUCACCCCCCGGCAUUGCUUCUUCACUCUUCGGCGUCCGCAACCUUUUUCUUUGUCCACUGAAUUUAUUGGUUCCACUCAGGCGGUGAUCCUUGGGCGCGCCUAAUCUGCGACGCAUCUUCUGAUUCUCCUCGGCGCUCGCGGGUGGGUGCUUAGUGAUUGGCGGCACCGAUCCAUGCAGUUUGUCUUCCCCAACAGAAGCAGAAGCUCGAGCAUCGAAAGGAACUUGGUUAGCGACUGAUUCAUUCUCCGAGAACACACGCUAGCGCUCGGAUGAUGGAUGCAUACAGCUUCGUG
Mycena citricolor is the source of this 3720-nucleotide messenger RNA. Lineage: Eukaryota; Fungi; Basidiomycota; Agaricomycetes; Agaricales; Mycenaceae. The record is from the annotation of a GenBank genome assembly.